Acanthoscelides obtectus is the source of this 603-nucleotide messenger RNA. NCBI's taxonomy places the organism in Eukaryota, Metazoa, Arthropoda, Insecta, Coleoptera, Chrysomelidae. The record is from the annotation of a GenBank genome assembly.
AUGUGCAAAGUUAUCAGCAAAUCUGAUAGUGUUUUUUGGUUUUGUGAUGCCUGCAAAGGGUCAGUGAAGGAAAAGCUACACGGAGUGCAAAGUGUUAGCUCUCCCAGUAUAUGCAAGGAAAUCGCCACUGAUGUCGACCUAAUUAUUUGCAAAAAGGAGCUGGAGUACAUUUCCCGUGAGAAACAUCUUCAAAAAAUCGUUGAUGAAUUUGAGUUUACCAAUAAUUUGCUGAAAUCCAAGGUAAGCGACCUUGAACGUCAACUGGUUUCUCUCAGUGGUGCUCCUGCAAAAAAUCACCUGUUUUCGAACAACAUCGAAACCAAAAAUACACCCAGCUAUAGCAGUGUUUUGAAAAAACCUGCCGUCAGUGACUCAUCUGUUCUCCUUAUUGAGUCCAAGGAUGGUGUUUCUAAUAAUGAUGUGAUGAAAUCGCUCACUGCCUCUAUCAACCCUGCCAACCUCAAAAUCUGCAUCGACAAGACUAAACUAAUAAAGAAUGGGGCUGCUGUGUACUGCAGAACUGAAAGCGAUCGUAUGAAAUUGGAAGAAGCAUUAAAAACCAGUUUAGAGUCCAAAUAUCACAUCAUCCCUCGAAAAAACUGA